Carassius carassius (crucian carp) is the source of this 2631-nucleotide messenger RNA. Its product is annotated as ELMO domain-containing protein 3-like. The record is from RefSeq and is a predicted model, not a curated record. The transcript is spliced from 13 exons. Bases 1012 to 2250 code for a protein of 412 amino acids. NCBI's taxonomy places the organism in Eukaryota, Metazoa, Chordata, Actinopteri, Cypriniformes, Cyprinidae.
UAGCAGCGACACAUUUGCGUAAUUAGCGGUUAAGAAAGCAACGCUACACUGAUAGCACGUUUUGGUGGGUUCUGUGUCGUAAAAGACUCAAUACAGGCAAGUUAGCUAAGCUAGAAGCGAGAGUAUAUAAAGAUUGAGGCAGUUUAGCUGCACAGACGCUUCAGCACUUACUGACUGCUCUGUGACAGUAAGUAACCAUAUUUCGAGCAGAAAUCACUACAGUAACAGCAGGUCUUGAGUGCAGAGGUAAACGCGAGCUCUUCGACUCACUCGUUGAACUUGAAGGGAAUGAGGAGGAGGGCUGAAACACACCUUUAUUUGCGGCAGAAAUAACUGUAAUUAUAGACUCAUUCAGAUGUUGUCGGUGGAAAGCCACGGAGAGUUUAUGAAAAGACGCUUACUAUCCCUCCAAGCCAUCAGUAGACUCCCUUUUUAAUGACAGACCCUUGUAAUAACCAUCCCGUCCUCCCAAGUCUGAAUUUCGUUCUGCUUUCAUUGAGAUUUCAUCAGAGAUUUCGUCUUCAAAACAGAGCACUGACAGCUUCAUCACUGCUGUACCCAAUCUGUUUGUGAUUUCUACUCCAUUUGCAACGCUCCAGUCUCACAUAAGUGGACUUACAGCUGGCACAGGCCCUGUACAGUUAGUACUCGACGGACUUGAGAAAUCCAUCUCCAACAAGGCCGUCACGAUUCACAACUUGCUGCACGAUCCCACUAGAAACUAACCUCAGGUCUGUUACUAUUCAAAUUAUGCUUCUGCUCCUUGGCCCCAACUCUGUUUCUACCAGCCCCUCUCUGAAUCUCCAGAAGCGGCACAGUUAAACAAUGCACUACUGAAAGCUCUUCUGCUGUUUUAGUCUUGAUCCACCAUCCAUUGUAGGACCAAGAGCAGGUGCUUCUGAAAGCGUUCCAAGUGCCAAGAACCAUGAGUGUCCAGUGGGCAUUGUUUACAAUUGGUCUAGUCCACAGGAUGGGUGGACAGUAGGGACAGCGAGACGGUGGACCCAUGUCAUGGAAGGGGUUGUUGCAGUCGCAGUACAUUCAGAGGGAUUGAAUGGUUAUCCACAAGAACGUAAACUGACAGAGGAUCUCACCAAGGGGCACCUCAAAUGCACAACUAUCCUAAAUGGACUGACUCCAGCUAAUGGCAUCAAAGACAAUGGCAGCUUGAAUGGCAACCCUUAUCUCAAAACUGUCCCAAUCUCAGCGCUGAAACAGAAUGGACUUUUACAGUCUCUGGCAGCAGGAGGCAAUCAGACUAAAACAGAAGAGGUGAGCUUGGAGGUGGAGCGAGCACAAGAGGAGUGGGAUGCCCUGGAGAGCAUCCAACCAGUUUUUGCAGAGGAUCUCACUCCAUCACCGCUGAUCUCCUUCAAUGAGGCUUUGCAGCAUUUUCAGACCUCUGAUCUUGGAGACUUGCUUAAGAACAUUCAGCCCACCAUUCCCAGGACUGGAUUGGCCGCCAUCACCCAUUUCCUGUUCGGUCCUCCACGGCUACACAAAGACCUUGUAGAGGAGAGAGACUUAGUCUUUGCCAUCGCACAGUGUUCUCUGGAUAAUGGCCAGUCAGUCCACAUGCGUGUACUCCAGACCAUCUACAGGAAAUUGACCUGCACUCGAGCUGAUUGCCCUCGCUAUGGACCACACUGGGAGAACGUGGGCUUUCAAGGUGCAGACCCUGCUACAGAUCUGAGGGGAACUGGUUUUCUGGGCCUGAUGCACACGCUCUACUUCGUCAUGGACCCAGAGAUUCUACCACUUGCUAGAGAAAUCUACAAACUCUCUCAGCAUCCAGUCCAGAAUUUUCCCUUCUGUGUGAUGUCAAUCAACAUGACGCGAAUUGCCCUGCAUGCUCUCAGGGAGGAAGUGCUGUCCAAGGAGUGUAACCGAAGGCAGCAGGUCGUGGCAGUGCUGAACGACUUUUAUGUUGCAACGUUCCUGUACCUCUAUCAGGUGUGGAAGAGCCAGCAGAAAACCAUCUCUGACUCCGGCCAUGUACUCAAAGAAGUUGAGCUCUUCGCUAAGAAGAACCCCAAGCAGAUUCUCAAACGUCUCGAAGGUUACCUGAAGGAGAGACGUGUUGGGACAGGACACCGAACAUCACCUGACUCACUAUCGCAUAGCAACCCUUCACCUGGUGACACUGGGUCUCGAGCAGGGAGUCAGGGCGGGAAGGAGAACAAAGAGAUGAACUUCACCGGAGUGUGUGAGCUGCCACCUGAGAUGGAGGGCGAAGCAAGACUCAUCUGAGAGGCCGAGAGGGAUUCGAUUUGUACAGUCUCAGCUAUCUCUUGUGCUCUAAGUUUGUUGUUCUCUCUGUUUCUUUGUUUCUUUUCUGUCCUUUCAUGCUUAAGUACACUCAGAGACAAGUCUGUUGUAACUGUAGUUGCUAAAAAUAUAAAACUAUAUUUUUUCUGUUAGAGUACCUAUUGGCUCUUCUAUGAAAAAGACUAAAUUUAGUUGCCAAGUUGAAAAGGAGAAUCUCAAAAUUAACUGCCUCAGUGGCAGCAGUUGUUUUGAACUUGUCAAGAAGAAAGAGACGCAGUUUACAGGCCUCAAGGGUGUGCAGUUGGAGAGGAGAUGGCUGCAGAAGCCAGCCAGCACCUUACCCACUAAUGUGGUAUUGAGUGA